Pistacia vera is the source of this 4041-nucleotide messenger RNA. RefSeq names its product receptor-like protein Cf-9 homolog. Gene Ontology annotation, molecular function: protein binding. The record is from RefSeq and is a predicted model, not a curated record. The transcript has 12 exons. The coding region runs from base 28 to 4041 and encodes 1337 amino acids. NCBI's taxonomy places the organism in Eukaryota, Viridiplantae, Streptophyta, Magnoliopsida, Sapindales, Anacardiaceae.
UCUUCCAAUUAAUUACGGAAACACAAAAUGGGUUGGUUAACUUUGUCUUGUCAAUUAAUUUUCUGUCUUCAGUUGUUGCUUUUGUAUUCUCAAACUUCCGCAAAACUUUGCUCUCAGGAUCAAAGUUUUGCACUACUACACUUCAAGCAACUCUUUUCCAUCGAAAACAGUCGUUCUUCUUCCAUCUGUGAUGAGUACAAGACGCAGUCUUAUCCAAAAAUUCACUCAUGGAAGGAGGAUAGUGAUUGCUGCUCGUGGGACGGAGUUGCAUGUGACACAGAGACCGGUCAUGUGAUUGGCCUCGACCUCAGUUGUAGCUGGCUUCUUGGCGACAUUCCUUCCAACAGCACUCUUUUUCACCUUUCUCACUUGCAAAGCCUAAACCUUUCUUAUAAUGAUUUCAAUUACUCCAAGAUUUCCCCUGGUUUUAGUCAAUUCCCUGAUUUGACAGUCCUUAGACUUUCCUCCUCCAACUUUUCUGGCCAACUUCCAUCAGAAAUCUCCCGUUUGUCUAAAUUAGUUUCGCUUGACCUUUCUAACAACCCUCAGGUGAGUCUUGGAACCCUUUCUUUGGAAGGGCUGGUUCACAAUCUGACCAAGUUGGAGGAAAUUUCACUUAAUUACAUAGACAUGUCUACCACACUACCUUCUUCGUUGACCAAUCUAUCUUCUUCUUUGACAUACAUGAGUCUCAUUGAUUGUAGAUUGCAAGGCUACUUUCCUGAUAGUAUCCUUCGCUUACCGAAUCUACAAAUCCUCUAUUUACAGUUGAACCGCAACUUAACAGGCAUCUUUCCGAAUGUUAACUGGACCAGUCCCAUUGAGAUUUUGGACGUAUCCAUCACGAGUUUUUCAGGAGAAUUACCCAACUCAAUCGGCGAUUUGAUGUCGUUGAGGUACUUGAGUCUCUUUCGUUGCAAAUUUGUUGGGUUAAUUCCCCCAUCACUUGGUAACCUUACACGACUUAACUUUUUGAGUCUUCCGGAAAACCAUUUUUAUGGCCACAUCCCAUAUUCUCUUUCAAAGCUUGGGCAGCUCGAUACUAUGGAUCUUUCAUCCAACAAUUUCACUGGUGAAAUUCCAUCUGAUAUUUUUGUCAACCUUACUCAACUUUCUUUUUCGUCUUUCCAAAGUAAUAAACUACUUGGUCCAAUCCCCUCUCAUGCUAAUAGACUUCAAAAGUUAGCUCAUAUUUCUUUCUUUGAUAACAUGCUCAACGGGUCUCUACCAUCUUGGCUAUUCAGUCUGCCACGGCCCACGGGUGGAAUAUAUAGACCUUGGUUACAAUCAACUAACCGGGCACAUCGUUCAAUUCCAAAGCCAUUUCUUAAGUUUCUUUUUUUGGAUCAAAAUAGGUUUCAUGGUUCAAUUCCAGUUCUACCACAUGACUUGAGAUCCUUUUUGAUCUCGAACAAUAAUUUGACCGGAGAGAUAUCUCAUUUGAUAUGCAAUAUGAGCUCAAUUGCAAUUCUUGAUCUUUAUAAUAACAGCUUGAGUGGCACCAUUCCAAAAUGCUUGGGAAACUUCAACAGUAGUCUUCAAGUGUUGGAUCUGCAAAAUAAUAUAAUUUAUGGAAGAAUUCCUGAUACAUUUUCAAAAGACAAUCAUUUGAGGAAACUUUCCAUCAACAACAAUUGGCUGGAAGGGUCUGUCCCACGAUCUUUGGUGAAUUGUACGAGGCUUGAAGUUUUCAACAUUGGAAACAACAACAUAAAGGAUACCUUCCCAUAUUUGUUGAGAAGUCUUCCAGAGUUGCAGGUUCUUGUUCUUCGUUCCAAUAAAUUUCACGGAUUUAUUCGAGUUUCUUCCGGCAAGGCCAAUCAUUCAUUUGGUAAGUUAAGAUUCUUUGAUAUUUCGAAUAAUAAUUUUAGUGGUCCUUUGCCUGCAAAGUAUUUUGAAAAUAUGAAAGCUAUGAUGAAUGUUGGUAAAGCUGGAAAGAAGUUGCGAUACUUGGGUGAUGGGUACUAUCAAGUUUCUGUGAUAGUAACUCUAAAAGGGUCCGAUUUUGAAAUGAUGAAAAUUCUCAAUCGGUUUACUAUGAUUGAUUUUUCAAACAAUAACUUCCAUGGAGAGAUUCCAAAACUAAUCGGAAAUCUUCAUGCACUUGAGCUUCUCAACCUUUCUCUCAAUAGUUUAACUCGUCAUAUCCCAUCAUCUUUCGGGAAAUUGACAGCUCUUGAGUCAUUAGACCUUUCUUCAAACAAGUUCGUCGGAGAAAUUCCACGUCAGUUGACAAAUUUGAACUUUCUUGAAGUUUUAAACUUGUCACAUAACCAUCUUACAGGUCCCAUACCUCAAAAUAAUCAAUUUAACACAUUCCCAAAUAAUUCGUAUAGUGGAAAUUUGGGAUUGUGUGGAUUUCCAUUGUCAAAGAAAUGUGGUGAUGACAGUGUGCCACAGCUCUUAGCAUCAGAAAAAAAUGACGUAGAGCCUGAAAAUGGAUUUGCUUGGCGAGUGGAAAACGUUAUAGAAAGCUGCGAAGGUCCAAUAACAAUCGAGGAGGAAGAAGAAGGUAGUGCAUGCAUGCAAGAGGUCUGUUGGAGAAUUCUGGUUCUGGUUAGGGUUUGGCCCGAAAUGUCGACGCGAAAUCGUUACCAGUCAGUUUCUUCGUCGUCAUCAUCAUCAUCAAUGGCCAGAAGGCUUCCAUCUACAACGGAAGAUUCCAUCAAGAAAAUUACUAUAUCGAAGCCGCAAUUGGCCAAGAAGCGACCGGCUCUCAGUGAUAUUACGAACCAGAAAAAUGGGUCUAAAGUCGGGUCGCGGGUCUUGGGGACCCUUCCUCCUAAGUCCAUUGUGCCAUGUUCAGCUAAGAUUGCCAAGAAAAAGGAAUCUUCUGCUCAUGCUUAUGAUAAAGGGCUCUCUGGAAAUACUUUGCCUGCAACCUCAAGUGUAUCUUGUAAUGAUAUAUUUUCCCCCAGUAGUGAUCAACCUACUUUUAGAGCCUUCUCUUCUCCAAAUAGCAGUUUCAUUAUCCUUCCUGCUCCUGAUAGUGCAGUUCUGGUACCCCGAAGCACAGAUGUUUCUCCAAGCAAAUCAGUUGUUGGUUCUGUUUCUUUGGAUGAGACCAUGUCUACUUGCGAUUCAUUGAGGAGUCCAGAAUUUGAAUAUAUAGAUAAUGAAGGUGAUUCAACAAUUAAAUCCAUUGAGAUGAGGACUCAUAGCUCUCUCAACAUUUCAGAUCAUGCUGAAAGAGAAGGGAUGUCUUGCAAGAGAGAUAUACUAGUGGAGAUUGAAUCGGUUGGUGAUUUUGAUGAUAUUGAUUACAAUGUCAAGGAUCCCCAAUUUUGUGCAACCAUUGCUUCUGACAUUUAUAAGCAUUUGCAUGCAUCUGAGGCAAAGAAACGGCCUUCAACGGAUUUCUUGGAAAGGGUUCAGAAAGACAUGAAUGCCAGCAUGCGUGCAAUAUUGAUUGAUUGGCUAGUGGAGGUUGCUGAAGAGUACAAACUUGUACCUGAGACUCUAUUUUUGACAGUCAACUAUGUAGAUCGUUAUCUUUCUGGCAAUGUAAUAAACCGGCAGAAGUUACAACUGCUUGGUGUUUCCUGCUUGAUGAUUGCAGCAAAAUAUGAGGAAAUAUGUGCUCCCCAGGUGGAAGAAUUCUGUUAUGUUACUGAUCAUACAUACUCCAAAGAGGAGGUUCUCCAAAUGGAAUCUGCGGUACUGAAUUACUUGAAGUUUGAAAUGACAGUCCCUACAGCUAAAUGUUUUCUGAGGCGCUUUGUCCAUGCUGCUCAAGGAAGUAAUGAGGUCUCAUCACUGCAGUUGGAGUGCUUGGCCAACUACAUAGUGGAAUUAUCCCUUUUGGAAUAUAAGAUGCUUUCAUAUGCCCCCUCAGUAGUAGCUGCAUCAGCUACUUUCUUGGCCAAUUUUAUUAUUUUUCCAUCCAAGAAACCUUGGAAUUCUACCCUGGGGCAUUACACACUUUACCAACCCCCAGAUUUGUGUGACUGUGUCAAGGCACUGCAUCGUCUCUUUUGUAAGGGUGGUCACCCUAAUUUGACUGCAAUCAGGGAGAAGUACAGUCAGCAUAAGGUGAGUUGA